Xyrauchen texanus (razorback sucker) is the source of this 569-nucleotide messenger RNA. RefSeq names its product mpv17-like protein. The record is from RefSeq and is a predicted model, not a curated record. Lineage: Eukaryota; Metazoa; Chordata; Actinopteri; Cypriniformes; Catostomidae. Gene Ontology annotation, cellular component: membrane; cytoplasm. The transcript has 3 exons. The coding region runs from base 168 to 569 and encodes 133 amino acids.
CGCGCGCGGUUAGUGAGUGAGUCACCUCUCCUUCUGCGGUCUGUCAAACUCCUGACGUGACGUCAGAUUCAGCGAAUCAAUCUACAGUCCAUCUAAAAAUGUAUUGAGUAUGAUAGUUCAGUUGUAGUCGCUCAUGACGUGCGGGCGCCGGACUUGACGCAGCUGAGAUGCGCGACGCGUUGUUAACGCCCGUCAGACGCUUCCCAUGGGCGACCAAUGUGACCCUGUACGGGUGUCUGUUCGCCGGGGGAGAUUUCGUCCACCAAUGUUUCUCGCGUAAAGAACACAUCGACUGGAGACACACGCGGAAUGUGGCGGUAGUUGCUUUCAGUUUUCAUGGCAACUUUAAUUUCUUCUGGAUGCGCUUUCUGGAGCGACGCCUCCCCGGGAACGCGCUGCAGAUGGUGCUGCGGAAACUGCUGCUGGAUCAGACGCUCGCCGCGCCGCUCGCCAUCAGCGCCUUUUAUACAGGUGUGAGCGUUCUGGAGGGCAGAGAUGAUGUUCUUCAAGACUGGAGAGAGAAGUUCCUCAACACAUACAAAGUGAGUUUCAUCAGAAAGUUUGAUUAA